Messenger RNA from Cylindrotheca closterium, 1773 nucleotides. The record is from the annotation of a GenBank genome assembly. NCBI's taxonomy places the organism in Eukaryota, Bacillariophyta, Bacillariophyceae, Bacillariales, Bacillariaceae.
AUGACGAGCCAUGUUCCAAUCUCGUCGUGCAUGGUGAUUUUGGAUCAUUCCCAAUCCAUGCUGUAUAAGGAUUAUGCUCCAACUCGCUUCGAAUUCCAACAACAGGCUUCGAGUUACAUGGUCGAUUGCAUUCUCGAAGAAGCAUUGACCGCUACUAUUACUACUUCUGCUGCUGGUGGUGGUCAAAUACCCAAGAUUGGAGUCAUGGUGGGAACAGAUGUCUUGAUUGGCCCACAAGAAGAUACUGCUAUUGUCUACGAAGCGCUCGUUGACAACCUUGCCCUUGCAUCCAUGGAUCUGACGACAAGUCUUCGUGUGGCAAGCCUUGCACUUCGAAAAUACGAGAAGGAAAUACCAACUGACGAAAAAGAAGAGAAUGGCAGACAAGUCAUCAUUGCAUUUGUCGGUUCUCCUCUCAAUGAAGAUGAUGACAACUUGGAACAAGUUGGAAGGAUUCUAAAGAGAAAUGCGACAGAACUUAUAAUCGUGGCGCUAGGAGAUGACACUGAUGAUAAGCUACUUCAAGACUUGGUAUCGAUUGCCAAUGGCAAAGUUGUGAAAAUUUCUCCUCAAGACGUUGCGAAAGAGGCUUUGGACGGACUCUUUGGUACUAGUCACACGCCACCAGAAACAACUGAUUCAAUUCCAAUUGAUGGUCCAACCAUGAUGAAGAAAGAAAUUAAGAACGAAAAUGCAAGUCAUAGGAUCGACGCACUAUUGAAUAGAUCAAGGGAAGAAAGAGGGAAGAUCCAACUAAUGCUGAAGACAUCUUUCUCUUCCGAGGCCAUUCCGCCCCCUCCAGGAAUGAUGCACAAGGACCUUACCUUCGCACAGGGUAGUUUGGAUUCCAAAUUUGAUGAUUCAAAUCCAAUAGACAACAGAGAUUAUGAAGAUGAGGAGGAUGGUAUUCCAUCACCAGCAAGCUCCGAGAAAGGAUUUAGCCAAUGGGAGGAAGAACAACCAUUCGAUGAACGGGAGGAACUGUUGCAAGCAACAUUAGACUGUGGGCCAGAGAUCAUCCCAUUGCAACCGACUAUUAGUGCUAGUACUAGCACAAGACAAAAACCAAACCUCACGAUUCAAGUGAAUGGUAGUCGGGAUCAAGCAGACACGUAUGACCUAGUCAAAGAACAUAAUGUGGAGCUGGAGCGGCACAUGUCCAUGAGUCCAACAUCUGGUGGCCCCGAUCUUCAGCAAGAACAAGAGAACAUUGCCCGAUUCGCCAACUUGCGUCAAACGCACGUCUCGAUUGCCGAAUACGAGCGAGUCAAGACUGAGCUGCGGGCCGCCAAGCGAUACAUUCGAGUACUGCAAAGGUUGGUGCAUGAGAAGGAUGAAAUGAUAUCAGCUCUACAUGAUAUGCUUGGAUGCCUUCGAAGCCAGAAUUUUGAGUUGGGGAUUAUAGUGGAAAAGAAGUCGGAAGUUACGACUCUCACAUUGGAUGGUGAUACCACAGACAACGAGGACGAGUCCUUGCAUGGAAUCAGCACAGAUAGUAACACCAGUCGUUGGAAAUCAAAGACUUUGGUGGAUGAACUGGAUGAUCAAUAUGACUUGAAACCAUCGCAAUCCUCAGAUUCCCACAUUUCCAUCAAUGAGAUCAGAAAGCGGACCAGAGAACUGGAAGCAUUACACGCAUCUUUGACUAACAAGUCCAAAGCCUUGGAAUCAAUGGCCUUGAUGAAAAGUAACAAAUCCCAGACACUGACAGAAAAGCGAAACAAGAAGCGUGAAUUGGAAGCACUUCGAGCAUCCAUUAUUUCCGCUAGCUAG